Eucalyptus grandis is the source of this 702-nucleotide messenger RNA. Its product is annotated as protein ULTRAPETALA 2. Gene Ontology annotation, cellular component: cytosol; nucleus. The record is from RefSeq and is a predicted model, not a curated record. Bases 1 to 702 code for a protein of 233 amino acids. The transcript is spliced from 3 exons. NCBI's taxonomy places the organism in Eukaryota, Viridiplantae, Streptophyta, Magnoliopsida, Myrtales, Myrtaceae.
AUGGUCCGGAGGAAAAAUGCCGCUCCAAGGAGACUAAAUCCCGUGGAGAUGUUUGACGAACCGGAGAUAGCACAGAUGAAGGGACAUAAGAUAGAAAGAGACUAUGUGGAGGUCGAGUGCGGGUGUACCCACGGAAGGCUCGGCGAUAGUUGCGGCUUUCUCCGCGUGUACGAAAAUGGCUUGUUCCAAAUCAACUGUAACUGUAACUCAGGUUGCCAGAAAGAAAACUUGACACCAACUGAGUUCGAGAGGCAUUCUGACAAAAGUGGGAAUUGGAAAAGACACAUUUGGGUGACAAUAGGUGAGAACAAGGUCCCUCUUGAGGAGACCCCUCUGAUGAAUUACUAUGAUUUGGCUUCCAACGAAGCGAAUCAUCCAACCAGGCUCAGAUUCCACCGCGACGAGUUUGUUCGCUGCUCCAGGUGCAAGAAGGAGCGGCGGUUCCACCUCCGCAGCAAGGAGGAAUGCCGAGCUCAUCAUGAUGCCGUUGCCAGCAAGAGGUGGAAGUGUAGUGAUCAUCCCCACAAGAUAACCUGUAAGGAUGCGGAAGAGCGUGCUGCUAGCAAACGGCCCAGAGGAUGUAAACGAUCCCCAAUAUGUCAGGGUUGCCCUAAAUGCGUGUGCUUUGGCUGCCUGAAAUGCCGUUUCUUCGACUGCGGUUGCCGCACAUGCGUGGAUUUCCUGGAAAACGUCGAGCCCUGA